Molecule: messenger RNA, 1305 nt
Organism: Aspergillus calidoustus
Lineage: Eukaryota; Fungi; Ascomycota; Eurotiomycetes; Eurotiales; Aspergillaceae
Source: the annotation of a GenBank genome assembly
AUGUUUGCACGACCACAUGUCUCGUCGAUCUGUAAACGGCCUGCAGUGAUUCGACUACUCAGACAGCCUCAGAGCCAUUGUCUCCAUGCGUCGUCUCCAUUGACUCUUCCUCGGCGAAAAGACUUCUUCUCAUCCAAUGCUUUUCUUACUCAAAAGCAAUCCGAAGUCAGUGAGACGACCGAAAAGGCCACACUAGAAUCUCAGAAGCAACGGAGAAGGGGCGGACGAUUCCCAGCUGCGCCGGUAUCACUACGAAGAGUCGCGGUAGAGGCUCAGAGGUCAAAGGAUAACUUCAGGUCGAAAGCUCGGCUAAGGGAGGAUGGCCUUUUGCAGACAAAGGCAGUCACUGCCUAUGCAGUAGCCGAACAAUUCAACAUCCGCAAAGUCCGCGAUAUUCUGCAAGAAAAAGGCUAUGAGCCAGAUCCUCUGGAGACUGGCCUAUAUCCCCAAGUUGUCCACGUUCAAGUUCCUCUCGAUUCGAUACGCCGAGUGAGUAAUCCCAGUGCCGCUGGUCUAUCCUCCGAAGAAGUCGGCGACAUCUUUGUCUUUCCCUCGGGUACAGUCGUUUCAUGGGCACUUCCGGAGGGCUUUACCUCGUUCUUGGCAACAAGGACUCUCCUUCCGGCGGCAGAGGGAGCUCAUGUUGAUAACCUAGAAACAGAAGAUUUAGAGUACGUCGAAGAUGCUCAACGAGAAAACAGUAGUAUUCAAGGCGACACCAUAAUCCUUGGAACUAAGCUUAGCGAACUUGGUUUAGAGCCACAGCCUGGCCAUCAGUCUGUGGAUACAGUUUUGACCAAGGUCGCAUUCUCCUCGGGGCUGGCCCGCAGCACAAAGCUCGCGGUUUUGGAGUCACUGCUUGCCAGCUACUUUGAAUCUACACGGCCGAUACCGACACUUUUGUCCCAGGGAUCUCGUCUCCCCUUUACUCGAGAUUUUAUACUUCGAAAGACCGGCCAACUGCUGAGCGUCCGUGCGCAGUUGAAUCUUUACUCAGAGCUCACUGACUCGCUUCCUGAUUUAUUUUGGGAUAGUCGGCAUGAGCUUGGUCUGGAAGGAUACUACGAGCAGGUUGGAAGGGCUUUGGAUGUGGGAAUCCGCAUCAAGCUACUCAACGAGAAAAUGGAUUAUGCGCAAGAAAUUGCCAGUGUUCUCCGUGAAAGACUAAGCGAGACACACGGCCUCCGACUGGAAUGGAUAAUUAUACUUCUCAUUGCUGUCGAGGUUGGAUUCGAGGUUCUGAGGCUGUACAAAGAACGGUUGCACGAACAAGCCAUCGCGGUUGAACAGAGUGGCGAAGCAUGA